CCAAAACCCACUAAAGCUUCUCUCCAAAACUUACAUGAUGAAGCAAUGGUGGAAACGAUCUGAUUUUCCAAAGCUCCAAUCGGUGUAGCUCCAAGUUCCAAGCUCAUCCAAAGUUCAUCUCCAAGCUCAUCUCAAAACUCUCCAAGCAGACCUCAUGCUUCUCUUCAAGCAGAUUUUUCCAAAGUAAAGGACUACAGAUCGGAAGAUUUGCUUGUCAAUCUAUCCAAAAAUCGAGAAUACUUUUGAAAGAAAGAAACAAGAAUUAUUAGCUUCUCAAAGUGCAUCAGUUGCGGAAGGAGAAACUAAUUUAGCUGGUCAACCUUCUCAAUUAACAAAAAUGGAUAUCUUGGUGCAAUCUGUUAGAGGAAAGAAAAAAGGAAGAGUUAAAGGUCUUGGAUCCCUGGGUCGAUCUGUAAAGUCAUCGUCUAAACAAUCAACAUCAACUUUAUCGCGAGAAAUUGAUGAGAUGAUUAAAGCUCAGGUAAAUGCUUCCAAUGCUGACUUAUAUGCUCAACUGCAGAAAGAGCGUCACAAAAAUAAGAGCAUGAGGAGGGAAUUGGAUUUAUUGAAGAAGCAUGUAUACAACGCAUCAUCUUCAAAUGAACAAUCAUCUCAAGAAGACAAUCAAGCUUAUGAGAAUGAAAGUGGUGAUGACUCUGAUAGUGUGAAUGAUAGUGGUUCUGCCCAUGAUAACGUGAAUGACAGUGGUUCUGCCCAUUAUAACGCUUCAUCUUCAAAUGGGGAUUGAGAUAGUUGACGGUACUCUUUAGGAUUCAAAUUUGAGUUGUAUUUUGUUUUUGUAUGUUUAAGAAUCAUAUACUAUUGAUCUUGC
This is a messenger RNA of Solanum verrucosum, 832 nucleotides long. RefSeq lists its product as uncharacterized. NCBI's taxonomy places the organism in Eukaryota, Viridiplantae, Streptophyta, Magnoliopsida, Solanales, Solanaceae. The record is from RefSeq and is a predicted model, not a curated record. The transcript is spliced from 2 exons. The coding region runs from base 338 to 748 and encodes 136 amino acids.